Molecule: messenger RNA, 1077 nt
Organism: Trematomus bernacchii (emerald rockcod)
Lineage: Eukaryota; Metazoa; Chordata; Actinopteri; Perciformes; Nototheniidae
Gene: lft1
Product: lefty1
Exons: 4
Coding region: 1-1077 (358 amino acids)
Biological process (GO): BMP signaling pathway; SMAD protein signal transduction
Cellular component (GO): extracellular region
Molecular function (GO): transforming growth factor beta receptor binding; growth factor activity; cytokine activity
Source: RefSeq, a predicted model, not a curated record
AUGGAUUUCCUCCGCGCUUGUGUUCUUUGCACCGCUCUCUUCGGGCUCUCCAAGGCUUUUACGCACCAGGAUAUGAAGGACGCGCUGCUGCAGAAGCUUGGCUUGGAUGAAGUUCCUAAAAUCCAUAAAAGGGAUUUGGAGAAUCUGGUUAUUCCGGCGCAUAUCAGAAAUAAGUACACGACUAUGCUGAAGAUGCACCACAGCAGGAGACGCAGAUCUCUGCCCAGCCUGGCUGGCAUCCUGAGGGGAAUCCCUGGCAAUGCUGAUAUUUCUGGGGAGUUUGUGUAUUCUGACACCACUCGGCAAAGCAUUGUGUUCGACAUGGAGUCGAGGAUUCCGGAUAACAGCGAGGUGACCAUGGCUGAGCUGAAGCUCUACCAGCGGGCCUCUUACCAUAAACGCUUCGCGGUGGAGAGGAAGAACCACCGGCCCGUCAACAACGCCCGGGUCAGCAUCUACUGGGUGGAGGUGCUGCCCAACGGAUCCAACCGGACGUCGCUGGUAGACUCACGGUUGAUCCCCAUUCACGAGACAGGCUGGAAGAGCUUUGAUGUGACGCAGGCGGUGCACUAUUGGUCCAAGAUGCAACAGAAAACACCUAUGUACCUGGAGGUGUGUAUCGAGGGCGAGAGACCUGGCAGCUACGCGGCAGAGAUGGCCAAGAGUGUGCGCUUUACCACCCAGGAGCAGACGGACAACACCUUGGGGAAGCCCGAGCUCAUCCUCUACACACUGAACCUCGAAGAAUACGGUUCUCGCGGUGACUGCGACAUGAACCAAAACAAAGAAUCCUGCUGCAGGGAAAAGUACUUCAUCAAUUUCCGCGCCCUCACCUGGACGCAGUACUGGAUCAUCGAGCCGGCGGGUUACCAAGCCUUCAGGUGCACCGGGGGCUGCAAACAACCCAAACGCAACUACGGCUACGGGGAGAGGCGGUGCACGGCGUCAGAGAGCGCCCCGUUACCCAUCAUGUACCUGGUGAAGAAGGGCGACUACACUGAGAUAGAAGUGGCCGAGUUCCCCAACAUGAUCGUGGAGAAGUGUGCCUGCGCCAUGGACAAUGUCUCCGUAGUAUGA